AACAUAGAAGGGAAUGUGAUUGGUUUUAAGGUAACAUUGCCGUAUUUUAAACUUUGAGAAAUUGAUUGAAAAAAUAUAAUUUAUAGGAGAGGGAUGCAUUUGUAGUUAGUUACCAAUUAUCUUUCUACUACCCGUCCCUGAUCCUUUAUAUACGCUCCAAACAGCGAGUGAAAGCCGCCGACUUUAACACUUCCUCACCAAAACAAACAAAUACGAAUCCCUCAAAUUCCCCUCAACUGUAGUGUCUCCGGCGAAAUUCUCAGUUCUCAAUCAAUAGGUAUCUCCUUGUCUCUCCACAUUAACAAUGGAAAUAAUCAUACUGGAAACAGAUAGACAACCUCAAAAUAACCAAGAACCAACAGGGGAACCAAGGACUAGGAAGAGGUCAUCACUGAACAACAAUGAAGACAGGAUCAGCACGCUACCAAAUGUACUUCUCCAUCACAUUUUAUCUUUUGUGGACGCAGUGCAAGUUGUUCAAACCUGUGUUUUGUCCAAAAGAUGGAUGAAUGUGUGGAAAUCUCAUCCCUAUCUCGACUUCAAUUUUGAGACAUUUUCAUCCUUAAUCAAUUCAGAUUAUUAUGACGAUGAGGUGAACAAUUUCACUGACUUUAUCUAUCAUGUUUUAGUACGUCGCCAUAACCUUAAGGCUGUUAAGAUUUCCUUAGAUAUACUUCGUGAUACUCGAUGUAGUUUGGUGGAAUCGUUGAUAUAUUAUGCAGUUAAACAUCAUGUGGAAGAGAUAUCUGUAAAUACUGCUCAUUGGGAUAUGCCAAUUGUGUUGCCUCGUUGUUUCUUUGACUGUGAAUCAUUGAGAAGCCUAAAAUUGAAAGUUGACGGUGGCAUAGUUUUGCCAAAAUCUUUGGGGUUGCAGUCUCUGAAGACAUUGCAUCUUGGUGGGGCUCGGAAUUUUGAUGGGAAGAUUUUCUCAAGUUGCCCGAAUCUUGAAAAUCUGAAAAUUGAAGAUAUAUACUUAAACACGAUUGAAAAUUUCAAUAUUCAUGCUCUUAAUCUGAAAAGCUUGGAAAUUUUGAAUUGGAGAUAUAGUAGAAUUAUGCGUGGAUGCAAGGUUAUGCUAUUUGCUCCUAAGCUUACCAGUUUCAAGUUUGAUGGGAACACUCCUUUAUUUUGGUCUGAAGUGAAUCUUACCUCUUUGGAUGAUGUAAAUGUAGUCUUGCAGAGAUACCAUCACAGUAAUAACUAUCCAUUCUAUGUAGUUGAAGAUGAAUACAUUUCAGAAGAAGAUGAAACCGAGCAGGGGCUUGGUCUCAAUCUCAUCAAGAUGCUUCAUCAGUUCUGCAGUGCAAAAUCCUUGACAUUAUCCAUGAAUAUCAUUGAGAUUCUCUCCGAGGUUCCAGCUGCUCUAGAUAAACAUCCUUCGUCAUUAUCUAAUUUGAAGUAUCUGAAGUUGAAAACCGACCACAAGGAUGUCACUCUACCUGCCCAUGUCUUGAAUUACUUUCUUAGAAGCUCUUCUUUUCUGAAAGUAAGCUUCUAAUAUUUUCCAAGGCACAAACCCACGAAGCUGUGAAGCUAUUUGAAGGCAGUUCUUUCCAUUACCAAAACGCAUUGAAUGUCUUUCAAGUGCCUAGGUACUCCUUUGGGGCUUGUAAUCUUCAUUUUAAUUGAUCGUGGCUUGAUCCUUAUAGCAUACAGCAAUACCAUAUAAGAUGUUCCUUUUCCCGCUGACAUUGCGUAGCUAAUCCAAUAUAUUGAGUAACUCUGAUUGAACUCAGAAGUUUGCCUGAAA
Populus nigra (black poplar) is the source of this 1750-nucleotide messenger RNA. RefSeq names its product F-box/LRR-repeat protein At3g26922-like. Gene Ontology annotation, molecular function: protein binding. Bases 305 to 1498 code for a protein of 397 amino acids. The transcript is spliced from 4 exons. The record is from RefSeq and is a predicted model, not a curated record. NCBI's taxonomy places the organism in Eukaryota, Viridiplantae, Streptophyta, Magnoliopsida, Malpighiales, Salicaceae.